Molecule: messenger RNA, 5239 nt
Organism: Hipposideros armiger (great roundleaf bat)
Lineage: Eukaryota; Metazoa; Chordata; Mammalia; Chiroptera; Hipposideridae
Gene: CCDC13
Product: coiled-coil domain containing 13
Exons: 16
Coding region: 107-2254 (715 amino acids)
Biological process (GO): non-motile cilium assembly; cytoplasmic microtubule organization
Cellular component (GO): centriolar satellite
Source: RefSeq, a predicted model, not a curated record
CUGGUUUCCCUGGUGACAGUUGCCGGGGCAGCGCGAGAAGGCGUCCGGAAGAAGUGACAGAGCUGCUGCGGCCCCCGAAAGCAGGAGCCGAGUGACAGCUGGCAAGAUGGCAGCAGAUGAAGGCUCGCAAGACACCUUGCGGCUCCAGUUCAAGGCCAUGCAGGAGAUGCAGCACAAAAGGUUACAGAAGCAGAUGGAGAAACGGAAGGAAAAGGAACUGAGCCUUGAAAGCAAAGUCAAGGACCAAAAAGAGCCCUUGGAGAUCUCCGAUGGCCUCAGUCUUCUCCAAGCUGGGGAGCAACACUUAAAAAACAGCUUUGAACGGAGGGUGCUUGAAGACGAGAUCGAACAACUCCGCGACCAGCUCAGGGAAACAGUGGACGAGAACGGGCGAUUGUAUAAGCUGCUGAAGGAGAGGGAGUUUGAAAUCAAGCACCUCAAAAAGCAAAUAGAAGAGAACAGAUUGGCCUUCACAGAGACAGCUGGUGUGGCUGGGGAUGCGAUUGCCACCAAAAUCGUCGAGCUGUCCAAAAAGAACCGGGUGCUGAUGGCAGAGUCAGAGGGUGCGAAAACCAGAGUGAAGCAGCAGAACCAGCACAUCCAGGAGCUGGAGCGGGAACUGCAGACGGUCCUAGCCAGGCUGCCAGCCAAGGGGGCCACUGACGCAGGAGCCAAGCCACCGAGGGCCCAGAUGGGAGACAGAGCCUUGCCGGAGUCCCCAGAGGUGAAGGUCUUGCAGGACAGGCUGGCGGCCACGAACCUGAAGAUGAGCGACCUCCGCAACCAGAUCCAGUCUGUGAGGCAGGAGCUCCGGGUGGCCCAGAAGGUGCUGGCCAGCGAGGUGGGAGAAGAUGUGAACGUCCAGCAGCUCCUGUCCUCGCCAGGGACUUGGAGGGGUCGGGCUCAACAAAUUCUAGUUUUGCAGAGCAAGGUUCGAGAGCUUGAGAAACAGUUGGGACAGACCCAGAACAGGUCUGUGGGAGCAGCCAGUGAUGAGCUGUCUGUCUGUCCAGACCCAAGGAAGCUGUCGGCGCAGGAGAAAAACCUGCUGAGGAUCCGCAACCUGGAAAGGGAAAAGCUGGAAAGCUGGGAGAAACUUGCGGGGGAGCGGGAUGCCCUCCAGACGGAGCUUGAAGAGCUGAAAAAGAAGUUUGAGGCCGUGAGGUCCCGGAACAAAGUGCUGACGAGCGAAGCGAAGACCCUCAGGAGUCAGAUGGGGACCCUAACGGAGAAGGGCAGGCAUGAUGACGAGCUCAUCGAUGCCCUCAUGGACCAGCUGAAGCAGCUACAGGAGAUUCUGGGCAGCAUGCAUUUGCAGGAGGAAAAGACACGAGCAUCCCAACGCCGCCUGGACCAGCAGCUCAACCACGAGGCUCAGCAGAGCAGCAGCCUCGUCGCCCAGCUGCGGGCCAUGGUAGCUGAACGGGAGGCCAGAGUGCAGCAGCUGGAGAUGGAGAUGGGGCAACUCAGUGUACAGUAUCAUCAGAAUAAAGGAGCGGGUGAGGGGUCCAGUGGACCCGAGGUCAACCCCACCUACACCAAGCUCCUGGAGCGCCCGGGCCUGACCAAGCCCCCGGCCUCAGCAGGCGAUCACGUUGGCAGACUUGGAUCUUCUCGCUCUGUGACCAGCCUGGGCCACACGCUCGUGGAGUCUGCUCUCACGCGGCCUUCCCUGCCCAGUCCUCAUGGGGCGUCACCCAGGUUCUCGGACUCCCCAGAACAAAAAGGCUGGCAUGCCCAGGUAACAGAGUUCAAGGCUCUCUGGCAGGCCACCGAGGUGGAACGCGACCGGCUCACUGAGCUUGUCACCGUCCUGCAGAAACGGAUGGAGGAGAGCAACAGCAAGCUUCUGGAGUCAGAGAGGAAGCUGCAGGAGGAGAGGCAUCGCACUGUGGUGCUGGAGCAACAUCUGGAGAAGAUGCGCCUGGAGCCGGGGAGGACAUCAACCUCUCAGAGAGCAGCUUCCAGGAGCAAAACAGGUCUGCCCGCCGCUAACACCAGGCACAACCCGGAUGGGAGCGAGAGGAAGGACCCACCUUUCGCGCAUCUCUCCAACGUGCCUGUGGAAUCCCAGAUGGAGGAACUCACCACCAGGCUGGCCAUCCAGGUGGAGGAGAAUGAAAUGCUGAAGGCUGCCCUGGGCAGCGCCCUGCGGGGAAAGGAGGAGGACUUCCGUAUGUACCACGAGACCCUGGGCCAGGUGAAAGGGGUCUUCCUGAAAGCCCUGCGGCAGCAGAAGGCAGACAAGCACUAGGAUGGUGGUCCUGUGUCACCCUGGCCAGACGGGGCAGCCUCAGGCCCUGAAAAGACGAGACUCUAUCUGAGGACUCCACCUGCUCCCGGAAGCCAACCUGGGCAUGGCAGCCAGCCCAGCCUCCUUCUCCUGGAAGAGGCUCUCCAAGGGUGACCGAGCCAACACGUAAGGCCAGGAGGGCAAAGGAGAAACCCAGAUGGAGCCCUGGAGAAGCCCCUGGGCAGGCGUGGCUGCGACAGGGAAGAGGCCCAGCAGCCUGCGGGGCAUCAGCGAGGGCUUUGGGACAAUAAGCCACUGUCGCCAAUGCUGUCCCCUGGACAGGUGCUCAUCAUCCUUGUCCUAGGGCCCAGCUGGGGGCCCCUGCACGCCCACAUGGCUUCAUAUGCACAGGACGGCCUUCGUGCCCCAGGCUGGGUGCAUCCCCCCGGCCACCUAGCCCCACUCUGUCGCCUCACCAGGGCAGCCCACUCGCCCUCCCCCUCCAUGGCUCCACCCACGGCCAUCCUCACCCUCCACAGACUUGGGGGCACCACACUCCCAGACAUCUUGUCGGCCCACUCCUCAGGGCCCUUCCUUAGACGCAGACCCUCGGACUUGUAAUAAUAAUGAUUAUUUUCAUAAUCGCCGCAGCUCCCAGUGAGUGAGCAUCUACUGUGGAAACCAGACCCCAUCCAGUCCUCCAGUAACCCAGCAGAUUGUCACCUUAUUUUACAGAUGAGGAAACUGAGGCUCACAGAAAGAAGCCGAGCUAACAUUUAACCCUGUCCUGUCCUGCCCGACUCCAAAAGCCAGGUCCUCCAGUUGAGCAGACUCACCAGGGCAGGUGUGCCCCCCCACCCCACUGUCGGGCAAUUCUGCCCCCAGCCAGCUGCUCCGAGAGGCACCUCCUUUUGCUUCCAAAGGCGGCAGCUGGUAGCAGAGGGCAGAGGUGGGCUGGGCUGGAGCUUCGGGCAGGAGGAUUUUGAGCCAGUGAGCCCAGGCGAAGGCACCGUGCACCACCCUCACCGCAGCACAGGCGUGAGCCCGGAAGGCUGCCCCCAAGCCCGACCCCAGACACCCUGGCCACAGCUGUGCACACCUAGGCCCACACACAGAUACAGAUGCACACAAAUACCCAGACUGCGGAGCACACAACCCUACGUGUACACACGACACCCACAGACAGUGCCGACUGCACACUCAGGCCCCUCCGCACAGGCCUGUGCACACACGGGCAUGGGUGUGAAUGCAUGCGCACCUUCACGCACAUGAAGACCAGCCCCUGUGUCACUGGUGCAGUGACUCACAAACGCAGGUGCACAUGCUGUGAAACAUCCCUCCCCAGGGGAGCCGCCUGGGGAUCCUGGGACCCUGUGUGCUCAGGCCCUUCCUGGGGGCCGGGGCUGUGAAGGGACUCUGUGCUGGACCCCCAGUCAGGGAACACCAAGCCUGCACGGGAUGACACAGGCCUAGAGACCCCCUGGCAAAGUGUAGUGAAGGCCGUCAGGAGAAAGGACGAUUCUGAUGGGGUCCCAAGGAUCCCUGGGAAGGAAGAGCUUUUUUCCGAUUCCCGGAGCAGGGAAAUGGCCAGGCAGACCGAGAGAGCGAGAGGGCCUGUGCUGGGAGGCCUGUGACAGUGAGGAGUGGGCCAAAUGCAGUCCGAACACCAGGCAGAGUAGUUGGCACCCUCCCCUGUAGGCUCUGGGCAGUCCCAGAGGUGAUCUGAGUGUGUGGGGGUGCAGGCUCUGGCCCUCAGUGGAGUCCCUAGGGGGACAAGCAGGCAUAGGACUAGCCAUCCUUCCUCAGGGAUGGACAAAGCAGCAGGGGUCACCUCAGGGAAGGGCAGGGUGGCACGGCUCACACCCUGACCACUGAAGUGUAGUUUUCCUGGCUCGGGGCUGGGUCUGAGAGAGGAAGGGCCAUCCAGUCACUGGGUCUGAACAAGUGGGGGUGCCUGGGGCAGAUCUCUCUCCCCACUUACCACCUGUGUGGCCUUGGGCAAGUUACUUAGCCUCCCUGAGCCUCCAUGUCCUCAUCUGUAAAAUGGGGACAAUCACAGACCCAUCCCUCCAGGGCUGCUAUCGGUGACAAAGAAUAACCCCAAGGCAUUUAGCUGAUUAUUAACUUGCUGUUUACUUCUGUACAAGGGACACCACCAAUAGGUUGAUUUCGGUGCACAGAGAUAAAAACAGAAUUUGUGUGAGGGGAGGGGGAAUGCAGUCAGGCAUAGUAAUUCUAGUUUGCACAUUUUUGGGUAAACUGAUUAGCUGACAUCCUGCAGAGAUCGGUCUGGGCAUUCAGUCUGUGCUCAGGCCCGAGGUGGGUAUAGAGGUUACAAGUUACAGAUCCUAAGGGCAACCUUGAGAGCUUUGCUGUGGGACCAGGCGUCCCUGUUGCAUCUGCUGGCAGCUGCCACCAGCACCCCAGCUUAGUUAAACCAACUCUACUCCAUUCGCCCAUCAGAGCCCCUCUUCAGGAGCCAGAGUUAAAAAGUGUCAAGUGCUGGAGCAGCAGCUGGUACACAGUAGGCACUCAAUAAAUGUUAGCACUAGUAUCACCUCUAUUAGCUCCAAGUACUUACUUACUGAACAGCUCCCCUGCCUCAGGCCUCGGGGUGCUGAGUGAGGCAGACACGGUCUCUGAGCUCCAGGAAGUCCCAGGCCAGCCUCCACUCAGCUGGCUGGCCACCAGGGUCAGUGAGUGCCGACUGUAUGCCAGCCUCUCGGGGCCUGUGAGGGGCCUCAGCCGAAUCUAACUUGUUGCUGCUCUCAGGGAGGUCCUGGUCCAGUCAGGGAGGCCUGGGAAACAGAGGGUCAUGAUGGAGCAGGAAGGUACAAUGAGCAGGUGGCGGGGGGCGGUGCAGAGACAUAAUGUGGCACCUUCCCUGCUUGGCUCCCAGGCUCUGCCCACAUCUGGGAGGGGAGGGGCUGUCUGUAUGACCCCGAGGUGUGAGUUGGGGGAGGCCCCGGAGAGCCUGGGAGCAGGAUUUUUAAGGGAAGGAGGGGU